GAAAAAUGGCUUCUGGAAAUGGUUCUUUCAUUACUGAAUUUAUUCUCAUGGGUUUAACCAAUCGACCAGAACUUCAACUUCCCCUGUUCUGUCUGUUUCUAGUAAUGUAUAUGAUCACCAUGCUAGGAAAUCUGGGUUUGAUAUUAUUAAUUGGGUUGAAUUCACAUUUACACACCCCAAUGUACUUUUUCCUCUUUAAUUUGUCCUUUGUAGACCUCUGUUAUUCUUCUGUGUUUACACCCAAAAUGCUGGUUAAUUUCAUAUCAGAGAAGAAUAUUAUCUCCUACAUGGGUUGCAUGACUCAACUAUUUUUCUGCUUUUUUGGUAUUUCUGAAUGCUAUGUGCUCAUAUCAAUGGCCUAUGAUCGCUAUGUGGCCAUCUGUAACCCACUCAUGUACAACAGUGCCAUGUCUCCUAAGGUGUGUUCCAGCCUUAUGUUUGGUUCAUACUUGAUGGCAUUUUCUGGAGCCAUGGCACACACAGGGUGCAUGUUGAGACUGACUUUCUGUGAUGCAAACAUCAUCAACCAUUAUUUUUGUGACAUCCUUCCUCUGCUUCAGCUUUCCUGCACAAGCACCUAUGUCAACGAGCUAGUAGUUUUCAUUGUGGUGGGCAUCAACAUCAUUGUGCCCACUGUCACCAUCUUUGUCUCUUAUGGAUUCAUCCUCUCCAGCAUCCUCCGCAUCAGCUCCAAAGAAGGCAGGUCCAAAGCCUUCAGUACCUGCAGCUCCCACAUUAUUGCUGUUUCUCUCUUCUUUGGAUCAUGUAUAUUUAUGUAUCUCAAACCGUCUUCUGCUGGGUCAAUGGGUGAGGGAAAAGUAUCUUCUCUUUUUUACACAAAUACAGUUCCAAUGAUGAACCCCUUAAUUUAUAGCUUGAGAAACAAAGAUGUUAAACUUGCUAUGAGAAAAACUCUCAGAGGGAAAAAGUUUUGA
Molecule: messenger RNA, 935 nt
Organism: Talpa occidentalis (Iberian mole)
Lineage: Eukaryota; Metazoa; Chordata; Mammalia; Eulipotyphla; Talpidae
Product: olfactory receptor 8B3-like
Biological process (GO): G protein-coupled receptor signaling pathway; sensory perception of smell
Cellular component (GO): membrane
Molecular function (GO): olfactory receptor activity; G protein-coupled receptor activity; odorant binding
Source: RefSeq, a predicted model, not a curated record